AUGGGCAGUUCUUCCGUUGAGAAGAAGAGAAAACGGGCGUCAGACCGACAUGAGCGACCAAGCAAAAAACCUGCAAUCGGUUCCAGCACUGCGCCGGUGAAGGUCCAGUUCAAGCAAAACCCAGCAGGACAAGUCCCUAUCAUAGCUUCCGCGCCUGGUCUCACGGUUCCAGAAACGCUGCCGCUAAGUACCUACGCAAAGCCGCGCCAGCAGCGCAUAAAGCACGUUGAGAACACAAACCUAUCCUCGACUGAAUUGCUAUUGCAUACCUCUGCGCACCCUAAGCUCAAUUUCACCGGUAGAGAGGGGGAGAAUGAGUUGGACAAUCUAUGGAAUCACUACGUUGCGGUUUACGAUCCGAAGGAGAACACCAUGCAGAUCUUGGAGGCAAGGAAGAUGAUGGUGCGAGGAUGUCUGCGGGAAGCUGCCGUAGAGGUAGAGGAGGAAACUGGCGAAGAAGCUGCGCCUACUGCCCUCUCUCAAAGAGCUGCACUCGCAGAAGCAUUCGGAACGAAAAUGGCUCGUAAAGCUGUUGCUGCCAUCACGGAGAAUGCGCUCACCUCCAACGCAUCUGUCUCGUCUACCAAUGCAGCCGAAUCCGCUCUCCUCUCGUCCAUGCCACAGGAUGCAAUGUCAAUUGCAGCGGCGGAGAAGUCAGCACAGGCAGAGAUCCAGGCAUCCAAACCACUCCCUCAACCGAACUUGUCAGCCACCCAGCCCGCAGACGUCUACAGCGUUGAGAGCCUGGUACCCAACGGCCUUCCAACGUUGCGCAAAAUACCGGUUCGAGACUGGCAGGAGGCAGUCGCUGCUUCAGAGGGUAUCACUACUACCUCGCGCUUCGUGGCUAAUCGGGUUGAAGCCGCUGUUCAAUCAGGCGACAAGUCAAUUGUACAACUCCUACGAUUCAUACUUAUAUUGAUCGAGCUAUCACGGUCUCUGAAACGAUCGAGCGGUGGUGGUCGUGGGCCUGAGAGCAAGAAACUCCCUCCCCGCGAAGACCUGCGGCGAGUGCUCUCUACGGCCGUCGACUCUGAAGCCACUACUACUCCAACAAUAACGGACCCAUUCCUGGACUCUCUCCGCCGUAAAUUUGUUCCACAGGGCUCAUUCCUCUCCCGAAAUGAUAUAACACUCCUCCACACCACGAUAUGUGCUCUAUCGCUCCACAUCCCGCCAUCGUCUGGCAAGGGAGGUGGAAGCAGCUUGACAGAGCUAGCCACUGAUCCCGCAGACCUGCGUGAUGAUCUACGACUAGAGAAUGACACAAUUCUAAAAUAUUUCAGAGAGCUCGGGUGUAAAGUUGACAAGCCUAGGGAGACGGAGUUUGCAAAGUGGAAUAUUAAAGGCGGCAAGGCGGAGGCGGCAUCAAAGAGAAUCGCAAGACUGAAGAUUCCCGUUGAGUUUCCCAAGGUUAGCAGGGGGAGGAUGUCGAAGAGGUAG
This is a messenger RNA of Arthroderma uncinatum, 1443 nucleotides long. RefSeq lists its product as uncharacterized. The record is from RefSeq and is a predicted model, not a curated record. The transcript is spliced from 3 exons. Lineage: Eukaryota; Fungi; Ascomycota; Eurotiomycetes; Onygenales; Arthrodermataceae. Gene Ontology annotation, biological process: nucleolar large rRNA transcription by RNA polymerase I; RNA polymerase I preinitiation complex assembly; transcription elongation by RNA polymerase I. Gene Ontology annotation, molecular function: DNA binding. Gene Ontology annotation, cellular component: RNA polymerase I complex. Bases 1 to 1443 code for a protein of 480 amino acids.